AGUUCGGUUUUUGUUGUGAUUAAACGCUUCGGUCGGACGGAAAACAUUCACCCAACUUGUGGAACAAAUAGCAUAUUUUUACGGAUAAAAUCGGUAUCUAUCGGGCAACAGGAAACUUUCGGAGGGCACAAUGGUAGACGAAGGUACCCGGAAAACGCUCAGCAGCAUUCCACUGCUGCAGACCAAGGCUGGACCCCGGGAUAAAGAUCUCUGGGUACAACGACUGAAGGAAGAGUAUCAGGCACUGAUCAAGUAUGUGCAAAAUAAUAAAGCUUCCGAUUCCGAUUGGUUCCGUUUGGAAUCCAACAAAGAAGGAACAAAAUGGUUCGGCAAAUGCUGGUAUGUCCAUAACCUUCUGAAAUACGAGUUCGAUGUAGAAUUUGACAUUCCAGUAACUUAUCCAGCAACGGCACCGGAAAUCGCCCUGCCUGAGCUGGACGGCAAAACCGCCAAAAUGUACCGGGGAGGCAAAAUCUGCCUGACGGAUCAUUUCAAACCGUUGUGGGCUCGAAACGUGCCCAAGUUCGGUAUCGCUCAUGCGAUGGCUCUCGGAUUGGCACCCUGGCUAGCAGUUGAAAUUCCCGACUUGAUAGAGAAAGGGGUCGUCGAGUAUAAGGAAAAGAGCGGUGCAUCCGGUUAAAUGAAAAAUCCAUUCGUCUUUUAAGAAAAAAUUGUACAGUGCUGGAAACCGAAUUCAAUCCCUUAUCGUACUCACUAUAUCAACCUCGAUAAAAUGCGUUUAAAGGUGGAAUUAUUAUUUUUUUUUGAAGAAAAGUUUAAGAAAGCUUACAUUACUAAAUCAGAGAUCGCUUUUCAAACUAGUAUUAAACUGCAUGUAAACGAAAGAUGAGUAAUAAAUUUGUUAUUUAUAUUUCAUUUUGAA
This is a messenger RNA of Uranotaenia lowii, 883 nucleotides long. Its product is annotated as ubiquitin-fold modifier-conjugating enzyme 1. Gene Ontology annotation, cellular component: cytoplasm. The record is from RefSeq and is a predicted model, not a curated record. Gene Ontology annotation, biological process: protein K69-linked ufmylation. Gene Ontology annotation, molecular function: UFM1 conjugating enzyme activity. The transcript is spliced from 4 exons. NCBI's taxonomy places the organism in Eukaryota, Metazoa, Arthropoda, Insecta, Diptera, Culicidae. The coding region runs from base 131 to 640 and encodes 169 amino acids.